Messenger RNA from Paramuricea clavata, 947 nucleotides. Lineage: Eukaryota; Metazoa; Cnidaria; Anthozoa; Malacalcyonacea; Plexauridae. The record is from the annotation of a GenBank genome assembly.
AUGACUAUUUUUUUGUCAGAUAUCUCGCGAUUGAAGAAAGAUAUUAUAUCUGAAUCAAACGUUCUGGGUUGGUUAGAUUGUGGAACCAGUUGCUUGGAAAAACGGGCCUGUGUUGCUUUCAAUUUCAAGGAAAAGGCAAAAGAGAACGAAAUCAACUGCCAAUUAACUCACAAUGCUGAUCUUAAAUUUGAAAGAGCAAGCGGAGAAGACAGUGGCUGGACAUUUUAUGAGACAGCUGGAGAAAGAAUGGUUAGAAUAUAUACUAUAAAUAUGGAUAUAAGUCUUUAGUAAAUAUUUAUAACUAGAUAAAAUACGCCUACAGUAAUAUCCCGUAUAUUAAAUACUGUAGUUUUUAUCUCAAUACUACCAAGUAUGAACAUCCUUAUAUUGGUUGCUCAUUUUUUGGCCAGCAACUGAACUGGUUUGAACUAAUUAUUAACACGUACUAUAUUCAAAAAAAAAUUUGUCAGUGAAAACGUUUUUAUUCUAUUUGAGAAACCUUUUCCACUAGCUUAUUACUUAAAUUAUACAUUAUGAUUGUAUGACUCAUCGUUAAUUCAUGAGAAUUUUUCAAGAGAAAUCAAUCUUUAAUGAGGUGUUGUAUCCAAAUGUGAAUUCUCCUAAUUUACUAAAAUUUAUCGCUCGCUUAUUUUGUUCAAUUAUUUUUAAUGAUUUAUUUAAACACAAAUUCUUACGUUUGACAAGCUAUAUAAAGUAUUCAAGUCCUUGGUGUAUCAGAAAUACAACCCCUAACCUUAGACAUGAGUUUAUACAUUUGAUCCAACCCGACCGCUAACGCUAUUAUAUAUUACUUAUUUCAGUUCGGAUGUGACGAAGAAUAUGAAUGUCUGGAUGGUGAAAAGAUGAUCUGGGAUUCAAAGAAACCACUUGAAUGUAAAUGUCGGAAAAGCAGUUACAUGGGGCACCUUUGUGAAAAGUGUAAGUAA